Molecule: messenger RNA, 1472 nt
Organism: Cololabis saira (Pacific saury)
Lineage: Eukaryota; Metazoa; Chordata; Actinopteri; Beloniformes; Belonidae
Gene: fgl1
Product: fibrinogen-like 1
Exons: 7
Coding region: 56-1018 (320 amino acids)
Biological process (GO): negative regulation of T cell activation; regulation of immune response
Source: RefSeq, a predicted model, not a curated record
UCUCCUUUCUUCUUUACGGGUUUUAUUUCACCUUUGAGAUCCAACAGAGAGGAAGAUGAGGGAGUCUGUUGUUCCGCUGAUCAUUGGACUGACUGUUAUUGCAGCCUGCACCAAGUGUCUCUGUAUGUCAGAUGGUUGCCAUGACGAGGUAGCCCGUCUGAGGGGGCUGGAGAAGCUGCUGCAGAGUCAGCUUCAGAAACAGGAGCUCCUCCUGCACAGACUGCAGCUGAGAACCCAACCUGGCAACAUGAACCCAGCUCUGGUGGAUCAGAUCCAGGACACACAACACACUGACUGCUCCCAGCUCUCCAGAUCCGGCUCUAACUCCAGCGGUCUGUACCAGAUCCGGCCUGGCAGCAGCAACUCUGGGGUCACAGUCUUCUGUGAUCUGGCUGGAGGAGGCGGUUGGACGGUCAUACAAAGACGACUCAAUGGAGCAGUUACAUUUAACAGGUCAUGGGCUGAGUAUAAGGAUGGUUUUGGAGACAUGAAUGCAGAAUUUUGGCUUGGAAAUGACAACUUACAUCACAUCACUACACAAGGGAAUUAUUCCCUGAGGAUCAACUUGGAAGACUUUGAUGGUAACCAACGCUACGCUGAGUACAAGGAUUUCAAAGUAGCCAAUGAAAAGGAACACUAUCGCCUCACCUUUGGAGAGUAUACAGGUACAGCCGGAGAUGCCUUUGCUGGAAACCACCGGACGGAGAUUUCAGAGUGGGCCAGUCACCAGAGCAUGAGAUUCAGCACCUACGACCAAGACAAUGACAACUACAGAGGAAACUGUGCUCAGGAAGACAAAGGAGGCUGGUGGUUCAACAAGUGUCACUCGGCCCAUCUCAAUGGUGUCUACUAUCCUAAAGGCUACUAUAGUGCUGCAACAGAUGAUGGCAUAGUUUGGUACACAUGGAGAGGUUGGUGGUACUCUCUGAAGACUAGCAUCAUGAAGAUAAGACCCAUCGACUUCAAAACCCAGUCCACUGAUGACCCCAAUAAAGUUCCUCAUGCUCCUCCUUCGUAGAUCAAACCAUCGUUUCUUUGGGCACAAACUUGGAACACAGAGCUGUUUUAGUGAGAAUUUCUUAAUAACAUAUUAAAAUAUCAAAGCAUAAUCUGUCAAAACUCUGAAACGACAGUCCUUGCAGAUUGUACAAUUACUUAUUUGCCCAAUGUACACAUAUCAAACACACUGACAGCUAUGAAAGAGUAUUACGGCCAUGCAGGAGAAAAAAUAUUUGAGAGGGGAAGAUUUAUGUUUAUUGUGCACUUCGAGAAAAAAGUCGAAAUGUCGAGAUUAAUGUUGAAAUACAAUUUCGAGAAAAAAGUCGAAAUGUCGAGAUUAAUGUUGAAAUAUAAUUUGGUGAAUAAAGUUGAAAUUUCGAGAAUAAAGUUGAAAUACAAUUUGGUGAAUAAAGUAGAAAUGUCUCCUCUGGCCCAUCCAAUCCAGUCAGCAGAGCGACUGACAGCUCUGCAGC